AUGGGGAACGGUGAGGAGUGGCCGGAGGAGGUGUCUGGGAGAACGAGGGCCCCGUGUCCAGCUCACUCUGUCCUGUGUCCUACUUCUGCAGGCGGCACCCCCAGCACCUCUCCCCUGGGCUUCCACCCGGAGCUCGACAGAGCCAUCGCUGCCCUGGCUUCUGCUCUUUCCCAUGCGUGCUGGCCAUACCUGGGGGCCGGCAGGAAGGCCUCCAAUCAGCUUGCUGAGCAGACUCUGUCCACCUGCCAGCCGGACAUGCUCCUGAUGGCCCAGCCUCCACCCUCGGACCAGCUCAUAAGCCCCCAGCAGGACACAGGACCCAUGUGGCACCCCCAGGGUGGUGUGAAAGGAGAAGCUGCCCAGAGCCCUGGCCAUGAAGAGUGGAUCUGCUGGACCUGGCCAGACCAUGGAGCCCUUCCUGAGCUGCAGAGAAAGAUCCAGCAAGUGGAAGACACUAUGGAUGAGCUGAAUGAGGAGUUCCUGCAGCUCAGUGCCCAAGCCCUGGAGCUGCAGAAAGAAGAGACCGAGCCAGAUCAACUGCUCUCAGAAGGCGACACCUUUGUGAUGGCUCCUGGCAUCUCCCCCAGAGUGUGGCAGGAAAGCAGACUUAACCCAGCAGAGACGGGCAGCCCAGGCAGAGAGGAGCUGAGAACUCAGGUCCUACAAAGUGAGCAGGCCCUGGCGCUGGAGGUGAGGAGGAUCCACCUGGCCCAGAAGAUUGAGGAUCUGGAGUGGGAGCUCUCUCUGCUCCUCCAGGUGGCAGCAGAUGGCAGCACCAACCUAGGCAGCCCGGGCAGCCCUGAGUCCCUCAGGACACAGCAGUGGCCACCUGUGGGACGUGCUUUCUCCACCAAGGACAUGACCAGGUUCCCCUGGUAGGAAGGGGUGGGAGUCUGAGGUUGCAGUGCCGGUUGGUGAUGAUAUGUUCCCAUUGGAAGCACCUGGAUCACUGUCAGAGCCCACAGCACAGCACCUGCUGGAUUCUGCCUUUGUCCCUUUGCAAAUAAAGUAGUAUGGGCUGAGGGA
This is a messenger RNA of Oryctolagus cuniculus (rabbit), 1026 nucleotides long. NCBI's taxonomy places the organism in Eukaryota, Metazoa, Chordata, Mammalia, Lagomorpha, Leporidae. The record is from RefSeq and is a predicted model, not a curated record.